Messenger RNA from Myripristis murdjan (pinecone soldierfish), 4007 nucleotides. RefSeq names its product sorting nexin 4 (gene snx4). The coding region runs from base 61 to 1374 and encodes 437 amino acids. The record is from RefSeq and is a predicted model, not a curated record. Gene Ontology annotation, biological process: protein transport; positive regulation of autophagosome assembly. The transcript has 14 exons. Gene Ontology annotation, molecular function: phosphatidylinositol-3-phosphate binding. NCBI's taxonomy places the organism in Eukaryota, Metazoa, Chordata, Actinopteri, Holocentriformes, Holocentridae. Gene Ontology annotation, cellular component: plasma membrane; early endosome membrane; SNARE complex.
CAUGCGCAGUGUGCAGCUCGCUGGGCCAGCUGACAACAGCAGCAGGACUCAAAGAGGAAGAUGAUGGCAGACUCUGGAAGUAGCGGAGAAGUGGCUGUGAUCGGUAACACCGACAUUACCUCAGCGGAAUCAGAGAACAACUUCAUAAACACGAUGGUGGAGAGAGGGACAGCUCUUUUGAAGAAGAUGGAGAUAAAUGUGGCAGAGGCAGAGAAGAGGACAGGGAAGAACACAAUGAACAUGCAGGAAACCUAUACUGUCUACCUCAUAGAAACACGACCAGCUGAAGCUGUCCCAGAGGGCGGUACGCCUGCCACCCCAGACUGUCUGUGGAGACGCUACAGUGAGUUUGAGCUGCUCAGAACUUACCUUCUCGUCACCUACCCCUACAUCGUCGUCCCUCCACUACCGGAGAAAAGGGCGGAGUUUGUGUGGCACAAGCUGUCAGCAGACAACCUGGACCCAGACUUUGUGGAGCGAAGGAGAGUCGGCUUGGAGAACUUCCUGUUGCGUGUUGCAUCCCAUCCUGUCCUUUCUAAUGACAAGAUCUUCUUUCUUUUUCUCACAGAGGAGAAAGGAUGGAGAGAGGCGGUUUUGGAAACAGGCUUCCAAGAUAAGGUUGACUCCAGAUUAAAGUCUCUGAGUGCUAUGUUCAGAGUCAAGAACCCAGACAAGCGAUUCACAGACCUGAAACACUACAGCGACGAACUGAGCACUGUCAUUGCUCAACUUCUCCGAGUGCGAGCGAGAGUAGCAGACAGGCUGUACGGGGUCUACAAGGUCCAUGGAAACUAUGGCAGAAUCUUCAGUGAAUGGAGCGCUAUAGAGAGGGAGAUGGGGGAUGGACUACAGAGUGCAGGCCACCACAUGGACACGUACGCAGCGUCUAUAGAUGACAUUCUGGAAGAGGAGGAACAUUAUGCAGACCAACUGAAAGAAUACCUCUUUUACGCCGACGCUCUCAGGUCAGUAUGUAAGAAACACGACUUGACCCAGUAUGAGUCGGAGAUGGCAGCUCAGGACCUAGCCAGUAAGAAACAACAGAAAGAAGAGCUGGCUACUGGGACUGUGCGUGUGUUCUCUCUGAAGGGGAUGACCAGUAAGCUGUUUGGCCAGGAGAGCCAGGAGCAGAGGGAGAGCAGGCUUGCAGCCCUGGAACAGAGCAUCCAGGAGGGAGAGGAAUUGCUCAAAGACAAAAACACAGAGUGCCAAGAGUUUGUGCGAACAGCCUGGGAAGACAUAGAGCGUUUUAAGGAGCAGAAGGACAGAGAUGUACGAGAGGCACUAAUCAGCUAUGCCAUCAUGCAGAUCAGCAUGUGUAAGAAGGGAAUCCAGGUGUGGUCCAAUGCCAAGGAGUGUUUCAACAAAAUGUGAGAUGUCCUUCAGCCAAUCAGACUCUCCCCCCAACCAGCUAGCCAAUCAGAUUAUUCAGACCAGAAUGGGAUUCACAACCAACUGUGUUAUUGUUGACUUACGGAGGUGGAUCACAGGAGCCCAAAUACUGCCUUCAGUUUGUUUGCUACGCAGAAUGAAUGCCUCUCUUGGGCUCGGUCUCUCUCUCUCUCUCCCUCUCUUUUUCUGUCUUUCUUUCUUUCUUUCUUUCUUUCUUUCUUUCUUUCUUUCUUUCUUUCUUUCUGUUAUUGUGACAAUGAUUCCAGGUCACUACCAUUUUGAAAAAUGGAGCUGAUCCAUGCCUUGUGAAGCCAAGUGUCUUAACGGUGCCACUUAACAUGCAUUCUGCUACCGGCAGAUGUAACUAUCCUACACAGUACACUUUUUCCCAUGCUUUCUUCUAUACGUUCCUCUUGUUGUUUGCACAGCUAGCUUUAUGCCUAAGAAGAACUGUUUGGAAAGUCCUACAGCACUAAUGCAUAGAGUUGCAAGGUGGAAAUACUCAUGCAGUGGUUACCACAGACGUCAGAUCCUGUCCCCCCUCACUUGUGUUAUCUCUCACUUUGAACAUACGUGCACAGCUGUUCUGCUUCUUAGUAUUUAGUCAGUGGUGAGAAGCAAUACAGUUCAAUUAGUGAUUCUAUUUUGGCCCAUUUUUAUUGUUGCCUACCUUAAAGAAACUGAAACAAAUUGAAGUGUUUUUUUUAUUACUCUUAUUUUAUUUUGCUUAUUCUACACAUACAUGUAAAGUUUUCUCACUAAUGAUGCUGAAAUUGGGUGUUGAAUAUGUUUUAAUGCUAGCAGAACACAGAACUGUUACUCCCCUCGUUACAAAUAGCAGUGCCAGUGACCUUCAUGCUGUCAUGUAGCACAACUUGGCAUUUCUAUCAUACUGAAUUUUCUCUCCGUCACAGCAUGUAUUUUCAUUUAGAAAUCUUGGCAAUUCCCUUUGCUCAAAUCUGAAAAAUUGCUAAGUUUCUGCAUCAAAAGGGUUCAAAAAGUAUGCAUGAGAGCAUUCAUGAACCCACAGAUUUUGUAAUGGGACAGUCUCCAGGCCUCCCAAACACAACAGUAGUGCGUAUUUAAAUGGGGGCUCGCCAGAAGUCCAGAUGUUUGGAAAUCAGCCUUUUAAGGAUUAGUAUGCAAGAGGAUUGGGGCCACACAAUAAUAAUAAAAUUGAGUUCUUAGAUUAAUCUCAGAAUUGGGAGAUAACUGUCAGAAUUGUGAGAAGGAAGUAAAAAUUCUUAAUUUUGACUCAGAAGUCCAAAUUUUGGUUUUAUUCUCAGAUUUCUGACUUAAAUCUCAGAAUUGUGGCCUUUUUUUUUACUCAGGAUUCUAAGAUUAUUCUCAGCACUCCAUUUAUUUAUUUAUUAUUGUUUGUUUUGGUUUGGUUUGGUUUUUUUGUGGCCGUAAUCCUCCUCUGUUGAUUAACUGUAGUUAAGUGUUCUGUAAUUUUUUUCAUCUUAGUCGGCUGCUCAAAUAAGAAACUUCAUCUUUUUGAAAACGUUUGAUAUUAAUGUAAUGAUCUACCAGAAAUGAGCUUGUAACCCUUCUGAGGUGCUGAAAUGUUAGAAAUCGCUUAAAAGGAAAGGAGACAUGGAGCACAGUUGUAUUACAAAACCACUACACAUUUCUGUUUUACAUAAAUGUCUUCAUGCUGAAGUCAGUUUUGAUGCUGUAGUUACUGAGGACAGAUACCAAAGGGCUUGUGACCAAGUACUCAUAUAGUACAGACCAGGUGGGUGCGCGUUAGGAUCAGGGUUGACCAUAUUUUGGUGAUUUUAUUUUUUAUUUUUUGUGCCAAACAGCAUGAGUAAGAUAUAUUCUGUACAGUAUAUUUCAAUCAAUAAGGCCUCGCAUUUUGAAGUUUCAGAUUACAAUUUUCUUCCUUUGAAUUCAAUGGAGGACUUUUGUAAGACUGAAAAGUGGCACUCAUACAAACUACCUGAUCUGCUUUUUGUCACCCAGAUUACCUGUUGCAGAAUACAACACAAAUGCAGAUGUAUAUUUGAGUCUUCUCUUUUCCAGAAAACGUACUAGCCUUAAUUUUUAAAUUGUUGUUUUUUUGUGAAUGUUGUAGAGGACAGGAGGGACAAAACAGGGAGGGUGUUUGAUGCUCUGUGCUUACUGUCUAAGUGCCACACAUUGUUAUGCCAUUUCUGUCACUAUGCAACAGCGUAGACAUGAAGAGAGGACACAGAACAUGCAGAGGCAUGUUUUAACCACUUUGCCUGAAAAGGAUUGAUCAGACUGUGGAAAGUUGUGACUGCAGAUUUGUUGCAUCCUCAGAAUCUUGCUGUAUGCCACCAUACUACUCAUUUUUUCUUUGAAAUUUUCAUUCUUGAAGGAGAAGAGGGGAAACAUUGGUGCAGAAUGGAUCUAUGGUUUACGUUACAGUCACAUUUGGAAAUUGUGCAGAGCUUAGUUUCCAACAGCAAGUCCAACCCUUUUAGAAUAUAUGUAUAUAACUAUAAUCAGUAAAUGGGGGGGGAAAAUCUCAAACUGGGGCUUUAAUGUAUGUUUUAUAAUGAUUAUGUGAAGGGGGAAGAUUACUUGUUUAAAAUGUCUCUGUAAUCAUUGUUCUAAGACACUAAUAAAUGAUUUUUUUAAGAUGA